CGCGCCUUAAAUAAGGGGAUCCGUCUUAUCACAGAACAGAUCAUAAGCGAAAUCCUCAGCAGAAGAAUAACGGAAUUAAACGAAAGGAUUUUUGAACACUGGAAUUUUGACACUGAAGUGAAGACAAUAUUGCCGCAACCAUAUGUUUGGAGUCAUGACUUUGAACAAAGGAGACAAGUUGAGGAACAUGGAUAAGAGAAGAGGCAGCAUGCCGUUUCCCGUCCACCUGCAGAACUUGCACAGAAGAAGUAUGCCGGUGGACGACCGAGAACUGCGCUCAACGAUGUCCGCGGAAGAGACGGGCGAACUGUCCAACCUCAUGCGCUUCAGUCCCGGAGAGCAACACAGAAACAGCUAUGUGUCCGACUCCUCCGACUCGGUCAUCUCCUCCGGCAGUGAUUCGGAGGGACAGGUCUACAAGGUGGUUCUCCUGGGAGAACAGGGCGUUGGGAAAUCGAGUUUGGCGAGAAUAUUUGGCGGAGUUGAAGACAGUAAUGAUUACGAGGAAACAGGAAACACAUAUGACAGAUCACUUGUUGUUGAUGACGAAGAGACAUCCAUCCUUCUGUAUGACGUAUGGGAACAGGAUAACAGCCAGUGGCUGAAAGAUCAGUGCAUGCGUAUGGGAGAUGCCUACAUCAUCGUGUACUCGGUGACAGACAAGUCCAGCUUUGAGAAGGCUUCAGAGCUGCGAAUCCAACUGCGCAGAGCUCGGCAGUCAGAAAACAUCCCCAUCAUCCUGGUGGGAAACAAGAGUGACCUGGUGCGCUCCAGAGAAGUGUCUGUGGAUGAGGGCAGUGCCUGUGCCGUUGUGUUUGACUGCAAGUUCAUAGAGACCUCCGCCUCUCUGCAUCACAAUGUGCGUGACCUUUUUGAGGGCAUUGUGCGGCAAAUUCGUCUACGCAAGGACAGCAAGGAGGAGAACGCACGCCGCAUGGCUAACUGCAAGCGUCGUGAGAGCAUGAGCAAGAAGGCCAAACGUUUCCUGGGCCGAAUGGUGGCCCGCAAGAACAAGAAGAUGGCCUUUAGACAGAAGUCCAAAUCCUGUCAUGACCUGUCUGUCCUCUGAAAAACUGGACUAAAAUGCCCUCUCAUCCCCAUGACCAGAAGCUGUGUAUUUUUUUAUGUUAAUAUAAGGACUAUUUAGCUGUACAGACACAUAUUAACAUGUUUUGUAACCUGAAAAAGAGAUUAUAUCAAACACACCUGACAAAAUCAUGUUGAUUAUGUUGACCGGUAUGCGGCUUUUUCAUGUUAGGUUAGGUUUUUUUUUCGCUGCCUUAACAUGUAUAGUUGUCAAAUUCUACCCAUGUAAUUAGGAGGUUAAUCCACAAAGUCACAAUGUUCCCUUUUGAGAGCUAUGAGUACUGAGUUGUAGGAUUAGUUGUAUGCUCCUCUCAUGUGUGUCAUGUCUAGGAGAUGAGCACAAGUAUUUAUUUAUUUAUUAUUAUAAUUUUUUUUUUUCAUGUUGAAAUUAUAUGGAAUCAAACUUUACUUGAAAUUGAGUACGCAGGUUCGUAACUCAGCAAAGACAAUGAACUAGAAGGUUUGGUUUUUGCAAGAGGCAAUAUAAAUGGGGAGUUUCAAUAUAAGAAGUCUGACACAUAAAGUUUCUCUGGCAUAUAUGCUCCAUGGGCAAAUGACCGACAAAGAAGCAAUAAAUGAUGUGUUGUGAGAUGUUUUUAACAUUUGAUUUGCACUUAUUGCCAUUUAAUAUUAUUGUGCUGUUCAUUUUGU
Molecule: messenger RNA, 1737 nt
Organism: Xyrauchen texanus (razorback sucker)
Lineage: Eukaryota; Metazoa; Chordata; Actinopteri; Cypriniformes; Catostomidae
Gene: rrad
Product: Ras-related associated with diabetes
Exons: 5
Coding region: 143-1069 (308 amino acids)
Biological process (GO): negative regulation of high voltage-gated calcium channel activity
Cellular component (GO): plasma membrane
Molecular function (GO): GTP binding; calcium channel regulator activity; GTPase activity
Source: RefSeq, a predicted model, not a curated record